AUGUACCACCAAGAAUCCUCCAGGCCUCACUGUCGACAGCCGAGUUUGGGCGCAUCUGGGAGUCAACAUGUGGACCAGGCGGCCGUGGUCGAGUGGGACGCGGUGGUGGCCUCAUCGCAGAGGGUGCCGGCGUUUUCGCAGGGCUGGUGCUGUAUCCCCUGUUGUUUCACCAAGUGUGGGUCCUCGUCGAUGGGCCAGAUUCUGUCUGUAGGGGCAUUUUCGUGGGCUGAUUCCGUCGGCGUGGGUAGAUGGCAGUUUUGUGGGUCUUCGGGUGUUCUCAUGGGCGGGGGGUCGAUGUGGGUGGUGGUCGUGUUUGCCGUGGCACAUGGUGGACCGGUUCUCGUCACAUUUGAAGCGAGGUAUGUGUGGUCGGGUCGACACAGCCAACGUGGGGCGAGGUGGGAGGAGCGCCCUGGCUUUGCCCUGGUGGGCGUUUGCCAGGGCAGUGAGGUGGGAGGUGAUGGUGGUGGGCUGUUAGCAAAUAUGGGGCUGAACAGAGUGGGAGCUCACCUGAAGGGGCCCGCGACCGUUUUCUUGGUCCUUGUCGGUCAUAGCGAGGGUGCAAGCCCAAAAUUGGCUACAAUCACGCCGGAACUCCCGUUGCCACCUGUUGCAACCAGGUUGCCACCCUGGAUGGGACCAAAAUUGAGUUUCGAAUUUAUGUGCGAAAAUGCGAAAUCCAAGCGAAAUCUCGAAGAACGACUUGAGAACAACACAUUGUUACCUGUUCUCCUCAUCUCUGUGUGUGUGUCUCCCCUUGCGCGCGGCGAUGCAUCUGGCUCCAUCACCACCAAGAAAUCAGAAAUCAAAUUGAACCGCGGCGCUCCCGCCUACCGUAGCCCCCUCUCAGGCCAAUUACCCCCAGACAAAGAAUCGGCCUCUAAGGGCCCAGAAGCACGUAGAAGUGCUAGGCCUGCAGGCUGCCAGCCGUUUGUUACGAAAAGUGGUGUUAGCGUAGGAAGACAUAAAGACUUCAGUACAAUAUCCAUUCCCAAUCACUGCCCCCGACAACUAGCAAUCGUCUCCGCCCUAACCGUCUGCGCAAACCUCACCAACUCAUUCACCUGUACCCACCGCUCGUCCUCAUGUCCCUCAUACGAACGCACGCACUUCAAACCUGGGAACAAACCAUCCAAGUACCGUCCAAUAAGAAAAGCGUCCCGCGCAUCCCAAUCGUCUACUACCAAUGCAAUCCCUGGGUAUCCGCAGUUCCGACUCAAAGAGACUUCAUCCUCGGCCGCACACGAGUGGGAGGGAGGAACGGGAGGAGGAGGUCGUUCAAGUUUGGCCAGGUCUUCGCCCACUCUUUUAUCAGGUCAUCGCUGA
Messenger RNA from Laccaria bicolor S238N-H82, 1326 nucleotides. RefSeq lists its product as uncharacterized. The record is from RefSeq and is a predicted model, not a curated record. The coding region runs from base 1 to 1326 and encodes 441 amino acids. Lineage: Eukaryota; Fungi; Basidiomycota; Agaricomycetes; Agaricales; Hydnangiaceae. The transcript is spliced from 11 exons.